Meloidogyne enterolobii is the source of this 410-nucleotide messenger RNA. Lineage: Eukaryota; Metazoa; Nematoda; Chromadorea; Rhabditida; Meloidogynidae. The record is from the annotation of a GenBank genome assembly.
UCCAAUCUAUACCCACAAUCUUCCACAUGUGCUUCGCCCAAUGCCCAUUGUGCAUGCUGAAUCUUUCCUGCUGCUUCAGGAUUUUGUUGUUCGAAUAAGCGGAUGUAUCGCUGCGAUUCAGCAGAGGCACGUCUUCCUCUCAAAUAGCCUCCCUCAGGCGAAUGGACUAUCCAAUUUUCAGUCAGGAAACAGCGACGCAUAGUUGUAAGAGCCAAACCAGCAAUUGUUGAUGCGGCUAGAAAAGGGUCCAACUUUUGCGCGUGCUGGCCAAUAAGAUGCCGAAAUCGAAGAACUCCUUCACGGAGAAUAGCAACAUCAUUAGCACAAUAUAGAAUAAGUUGUUCACGAAGCUGGAAAUUAGUUGACUGAUCGCUCAUUUGUUGUUGAUACCACUCUAAAAGCGAUUCUCU